This is a messenger RNA of Penicilliopsis zonata CBS 506.65, 1869 nucleotides long. RefSeq lists its product as hypothetical. Bases 112 to 1869 code for a protein of 585 amino acids. The transcript has 3 exons. Gene Ontology annotation, biological process: carbohydrate metabolic process. Gene Ontology annotation, molecular function: hydrolase activity, hydrolyzing O-glycosyl compounds; cellulose binding. The record is from RefSeq and is a predicted model, not a curated record. Lineage: Eukaryota; Fungi; Ascomycota; Eurotiomycetes; Eurotiales; Aspergillaceae. Gene Ontology annotation, cellular component: extracellular region.
CUCAAUCAUCAGAAUCUGACCUGGAGUCAGAUUCUCGUUCAAUUCAAUUCUUUCAUUCUUUUAUACUUCUCCUUUUCUUCUUUUCAUUCUCUCCUUCUUCCCCUUUGCAAAAUGCUCAAAAUCAACAGCAUCUGGAUGCUGCCCGCCUUCUGGGCCUUUGUUCGCGCCCAGCAGGUCGGUACCUAUACUUCAGAGGUUCAUCCGACCUUGACCUGGACUUCCUACUCCAGCGCUAGUGCCUAUGCGACCCAGACCGGUUCUGUGGUCAUCGAUGCCAACUGGAGAUGGACCCAUGAUGUUGACUCGUCGACAAACUGCUACACCGGCAAUGAAUGGGAUACGACUCUCUGCCCUGACGAUGUCACCUGUGCGGCCAACUGCGCCCUGGAUGGUGCAGAUUAUGAAGGAACGUACGGCGUGACCACCUCUGGGAGUGAGGUCAAGCUGGACUUUGUGACCGGGUCGAAUGUCGGCUCGCGUCUCUAUCUGAUGGAGAACGACGACACCUACCAGGUCUUCAAGCUGCUCAACCGGGAGUUCACCUUUGACGUCGACGUCAGCGAGCUUCCAUGCGGUCUCAACGGGGCUCUCUACUUCGUCACCAUGGACUCCGACGGCGGCAUGGCUCGCUUCCCCAACAACACAGCGGGAGCCAAGUACGGCACUGGAUACUGUGAUGCGCAAUGCCCGCGUGACCUGAAGUUCAUUGACGGCCAGGGUAACAGUGAGGGUUGGGUGCCCUCGUCUAACAACGACAACACGGGUGUGGGAGACCAUGGUUCCUGCUGCGUCGAGAUGGAUGUCUGGGAGGCCAACAGCAUCUCCACUGCUCUGACACCGCACUCCUGCGAUACCGCGACCCAGACUCUGUGCGAGGGCGAUGACUGUGGUGGCACGUACAGCUCCGACCGGUACGGCGGCACUUGCGAUCCGGAUGGAUGCGACUUCAACCCCUACCGUCUUGGAAACUUGAGCUACUACGGGCCCGGUGAGACUGUCGACACCAACUCUGUCUUCACUGUUGUGACGCAGUUCAUCACCGAUGACGGCACCGACACGGGCACUCUGUCAGAGAUCAAGCGGUACUAUGUUCAGAACGAUGUGGUGAUCUCCCAGGCGACGACCUCGGCCACUGGUGUGUCGGGCUAUGACUCCAUCACGGCCGACUUCUGCACGGCGGAGAAGACGGCGUUUGGCGACACGAACGUGUGGAGUACCCAUGGAGGAUUCACCUCUAUGACUGAGGCCAUGACCAAUGGCAUGGUGCUGGUCUUCAGUCUCUGGGACGACUAUUACGCCGACAUGCUCUGGCUGGACAGCAACUACCCGACUAACGAGUCUGCCUCGGACCCGGGCGUUGCUCGCGGUACUUGCUCGACCAGCUCCGGCGUCCCGGCCACUGUCGAGGCGAACAACGGCACCGCAUAUGUCACCUACUCCAAUGUCAAAUUCGGUCCCAUUGGUUCCACCUUCUCCGGGGGCACGGGCACCACCACCGAUGUCGAUACUGGCAGCGGUAGCAGCGGUAGCAGCAGCAGCUCUAUUUCCACCUUGGUGACCACCACCAGAGCUGCGUCCACAUCCUCCACGUCCACGUCCACGUCCACGUCCACUUCCACGUCCACGUCUACCUCCAUCACCACUUCCGUCUCGAGCCAGACCACCACCACCGCUGUCGCCGUGACUACCACAUCUUCCGGAUCCACCGCUGUGGCGUCUCAAUACGGCCAGUGCGGCGGCGACAACUGGACUGGAGCAACAGAGUGUGCCAGUGGAUAUACCUGCACCUACCAGAACCCCUACUACUCUCAGUGUUUGGCCAGAAAGAUUGUCGAGACGAGGGUGAAGACCAAUAUCGUCUUCCUGUGA